CCCGGCCCCGACGCGGCCGCCGAGGCCGACCUGCGCCAGCUGCAGGGCGACCUGAAGGAGCUGAUCGCGCUGACCGAGGCCAGCCUGGUGUCCGUCAGGAAGAGCAAGCUGCUGGCGGCGCUGGAGCCGGAGCCCGCGGCCCGGGACGAUGCCGAGUACCUGGCUUUCCAGAAGGCCAUCGCGGAGGCGGCGGAGGCUCCCGCCGCCCCCGGGGCCGACCUGGAGACUGUCCCCGAGGGGGAGGCCAGGCCAGAGCCCACCACCCCUGGGCGGGAAGAGGGGGAGGACCGAGACCCGGAGGAAGAGCUGAGCGGUGCCAAAGUGAACGCGCCCUACUACAGCGCCUGGGGAACCCUGGAGUACCACAACGCCAUGGUGGUGGGCGCGGAGGAGGCCGAGGACGGCACCGGCUGCGUGCGCGUUCUCUACCUGUACCCCACCCACAAGUCCCUGAAGCCCUGCCCGUUCUUCCUGGAGGGAAAGUGCCGCUUCAAGGAGAAUUGCAGGUUCUCCCAUGGACAGGUGGUCUCUGUGGAUGAGCUGCGGCCUUUCCAGGACCCAGACUUGAGCUUGCUACAGGUGGGCUCUGCUUGUCUGGCCAAACACCAGGAUGGCCUCUGGCACCCAGCACGGAUCACAGAUGUGGACAGUGGCUACUACACAGUUAAGUUUGACUCGCUACUGCUAAAGGAGGCGGUGGUUGAGGGGGACAGCAUCCUGCCCCCUCUGCGCACAGAGGGCCCAGAGUCCUCCGACUCAGACAGCGGAGAUACAGAUGACUCCAGCUAUGCUAGAGUGGUGGAAUCUACUGUCGACCCUGGAACCUGCAGUUCUGCGUUCGCUGGCUGGGAGGUACACACACGGGGCAUCGGCUCCAAACUCCUUGCCAAGAUGGGCUAUGAGUUGGGCAAGGGUCUGGGCCGACGCGCGGAAGGCCGAGUGGAGCCCAUCCAUGCUGUGGUGCUACCUCGAGGGAAGUCCCUGGACCAGUGUGCUGAGAUACUUCAGAAGAGGACCAAGAGGGCUCAGGCCAGUGCCAGCAGGCCCCCACGGUGCCGGGGGGGCAGGGGAGGACCUCGGGGCCGCCAGCCUCCUCGGAAUGUGUUUGACUUUCUGAAUGAAAAACUGCAAAGCCAGGCUCCUGGGGUCCUGGAGGCUGGGGUGGACCCCCCCAGAAGGAAGAACAAGGACAUGUACCACGCCACCAAGAACACGAAGCAAGCCCUGAGCCUGCAGCUCUUCCAGACCGAGGAGAAGAUCCAGCAGACCCGCCGGGACAUCGGGAGCAUCCAGGAGGCUCUCAGCAGGAAUGCUGGCCGGCACAGCCUGGCCACAGCUCAGUUGCAGGAGAGGCUCGAGGGCGCCCAGAGGCAGCUGGGGCAGCUUCGAGCUCAGGAGGCCGGCCUGCAGCUCCAGCGACGGAAGGCUGACACCCACAGGAAGAUGACUGAGUUCUAGAGGCCAGCGUGUGCCGUGGGUGGCGCCCAGCACCCUGGUGGGAAGACCACCGUCACCUAGUUCCCAGGAGAACCUCCGGAAGAGGGGCUGCCUGCCCCAGGCUGCUCCGUGUCUGGCCUCACUGACCUGAAGCGUUUGGGCAGUGCGGCGUGCAGAUGGGCUGCAGGUCAUUUCUGGACACUGUUCACCAAGCUCGACUGCCAGUGACUUGGGGAAUCUCCUUAGCAAGGACAUUAAAGUGAUUUCAUUACUGUG
Dipodomys ordii (Ord's kangaroo rat) is the source of this 1713-nucleotide messenger RNA. It is a transcript of the gene Zgpat, whose product is annotated as zinc finger, CCCH-type with G patch domain. Gene Ontology annotation, molecular function: RNA polymerase II cis-regulatory region sequence-specific DNA binding; metal ion binding; DNA-binding transcription factor activity, RNA polymerase II-specific. Lineage: Eukaryota; Metazoa; Chordata; Mammalia; Rodentia; Heteromyidae. The annotation marks the transcript as partial. Gene Ontology annotation, biological process: negative regulation of DNA-templated transcription; regulation of transcription by RNA polymerase II. The transcript has 6 exons. Gene Ontology annotation, cellular component: nucleus. The record is from RefSeq and is a predicted model, not a curated record.